CUUUCUAUUUAACAACAUCUCAGUAAAACGAUGACUAUAACAACGUCACUUAGCAGCUUGGGACUUGUAGUCCGUUUUAGUUAAUACAAACGGGCUUUUGAGUUCUCUGGUGUACUAGCUGAACUACAAUCCCUUAACGGUGCGAUUUAUUCAAUAUAAGCCUCUUUUUAUCACUGCUACGGGAAAUGUAGUUUUUAAAGGGAAGAAAGCAUUUAUGGAGGUGAACGGCAUCGAAUCUUAGAACUACAAAUCCCAGCGUAUAUGUAACCGGCCCACCUCUUCACUCCCUGCUCCCUCCCUCGACCGCCCCUGUUUUGUUGUUUGGCUAAAGAUGGCGUUAGCGGCUAACACAGGCGAUUGCAUUUUGUUUCACAAAAAUUUUCGGCACAGUGGUAACAAAACAUUGAUCAAUUAGAUUCUUUAAUCCGCCAUUUGAUGUGUAAAAAUAUGUUAUAGUGAGACAACACACGUCUAUCACGUAGAAUAACGCUGGUUCGGCCUUACUCACGAUGUAGGCCUGUUUUUAGGGAGUGGACCGAAGCUGUUGGAACUCCAUCUCCCAGCAGCCACUGCGGCGUCAGGUGGUACAACUUUAUCUUUUUCAUGGUAUCUGUAGUUUUCUGACUACACCAUAAUGUUAUUUUUUGUGGAAACUUUGAAGAAGUCGUUAAGAGCACAUAUUUAACUUUUGAGUAAACAAGCUAACAAUUUAAGUGAAAGGACAUGUUAUUUAAUUACUCAGUAAUUCACUGGAAGCAUCCAGUGAUGCUCCAUAGUGGGUAUAAUAUCUGUCUCAACUGAGAGGAGGAAACUGAAGAUAAUUGCCAGGCAAGAGGGACAAUGGCUGCAUCACCUGUGCAAGGUGACUGGAAACAAUCUCGUGCACCCUCCAGAGAAGGGCACCCAUCAUCACCAGAGUCCUCUUUGACCUGGUGCUUGGCUCACCUCUCCAAACCUGGAUCAGGGGCUGCUGAACAUCAGGGGCAUGGCAAGGCUGACUCAGGUGGAGGCAGAGGAGAUGGGGACAAGAGGUCCAGAGCAUCUCAGUGGCGAGCCCUGGUUGCCAUCCGGACGCAGCACAUCAAGGGGGACAAGGCUGGCAUUGCCAGAUUCAGAACUCAAGGUGGUCUCCGGCCCCUGCUGGACCUGCUCAAACACCCAGAGUGCUCCAGGAAAACCCUGGACCUGGCUCUGAGCAUCCUGGGAAACUGCUGCACUGAGCUGCAGACCCGCAUAGAGGUCCGUAAGCUGGAUGGAAUAAACAUUGUGGUGGAGAUCCUGAAGGAAAAUAUGGCCCUGGAGACCGUCCAGAACCGAGCAGCCCGGGCUUUGGGAAACUUGGCCAUGGAUCCAGAGAGCUCUGCUCUCAUCCACUCUGCUGGUGGUGUUCCUCUUCUCCUCUUGUGUGUGUCUCUGUCUUCUGGCCCGUCCUCCCCCACUGCUGCUCCACCCAAAGAGCCCUGUCCUAAACUGGAAUGCGCCCAGUCGGCUGCUCGGGCUCUCCUCUACCUCUCCGACACGCCCUCUAACCGCAUGUCGCUGCUCACCCAGGGGACCUUAUCUUCUCUCGCCCCUCUCCUCGCUCCAGAGUAUCCCCAGGCGCUGAGGCGGGCGGCGCUCAGGACCCUCCACGAACUGACCCGGGGCUGUGGCGUUGAAUGUGCCAGGGAGGUGUCCCGCUCUGGAGUCCUCGCUCAGCUUGGUGUCAUGGCGUCGGGGGAGUCCGGUAAACCGUUUGAGGAGCUGGCGCUGAAAACGCUGGCCAACAUGUGCUCCCAAGGCUGCCUGCGCCCUCUCGUGGGGUCACUGGGGGUCAUUCAGAAGUUCACUGAGGAGGUCAAGAGGGACCCACUGAAGUCUGGAGUCUUCCUCAAGGCGCUGUGCUUGUGCUGCAAGGAGGCGGUGAACCGGGCCAAGGUGAAGGAGAGUGGUGGAUUGGAGGUCUUAAUUGGCUUUCUGGCUGCCCAUCAGAGUCACCCCCUCUCCCGUCUAGCCAUUCUGGCCUGUGUGGACUUUGUUUUCGAUGAGUCUGCUAUGGAGCAGCUGCAGGAGUUAGGGCUUGUCCCUCUGCUGGUUGCACGACUGGUUGAGCUCACCAGAGGCGAGGAGCAGUCUGCUGAGAAGAUGGAUGUGAGCAUCUCCUCCAGCAUGUCUCCCUCUGAGCUCCUGCCCCCCUCAUGUUUUGACUCCUUCGACUUUCCUCCUCCUCCUGAGGGAUGCAAGAAGGAGGAAGCUGGAAAGGAGCAAGGUCUUUGUUCAUCAAGCUUUUUAAGUCUCAGGUCCUGGUUGGUGUCUGAGGGAUUGAUCUCUUCAGAGGGGGACCUGCUGGAUUCCUCUGGUGUUGAAGGGGAAUGGGGGAGCCUUCAGAUCCCACCGUCGUCAUCCCCUCACACCUCCUCUCCAAACCCUGAUUCCCUUUCCUCUCUUAAACACUCUUCUCCAUCAAACCCGACUGCCUCCUCCACUGCUAAAAAAGCUGCUCAGCCUUCCCCCGUGUCCUCUUCAGCCCAGCCCCAACAGUCAUCCUCAAGUAAAAUCACUGAUCCGCCUCCCUCUAGUCCUCAACCAUCCAGUGCGCUAACACCCCAAACCCAGCCCAGUUCCUCCACUAUCUCCUCUCCCACUAAAACACCAGUCUCUCCAUCAAAGUUCUCAUCCCCUCACAGGAGGAGGCAGCGCACUCACUCAGCAGCUUGUUUGACUAAAGUCACUCUUGAUACCCCUCCCUCUGUGCCCCGCACGGCGGCCUACCAACACCCCUACCACCCUGAACCCUGGACACCCGAGUCGCCCAUCCUUCUACUGCUGUCGCGCUUCUCCCACUCCACCGACCCAAGUGCUGCUCUCAUCAGCUCAGGCGUCAUGUCCGGCUUGCUCUACUACCUCACCCAGCACCAGGACCCCAGCAGCAGGUGCUUCCGUAUGCUCUGCCGGCUGAGCUGCAACCCAAACUGUCUGCAGGCGCUGGUCCGAACCGGCUCGGUCGCGCUGAUUCGUCACCAUCUCUGCCAGAGAGGGGGAGGAUUUGAGGGAGAGGAGAGGCAGACGGACCGAGUGAAAUACAAAGUUAAACAACUUGGUUUUACUCUUCUUAAUAACCUGCGCGUCCAGUGUGAGUCUGGAUUCGGCUCUGGGGUCGUUGCCCAUGUGAUGCUGUCAGGCUCUGAGUCCGACAAGAUGAACUGUGCGCUGUCUCUGCCGUUAAUCAGCAGCAACAAGUCCCUGUUGAAGAAACUUCUUCUGGACAGCGGUGGGCUGCUCUUGGCUCUGCAGCCACUUGGUUGCGAUGACGAUGAUGUGGAUGAAGACCACCCCGCUGAAUGCGGGAAGUUGCUUUCUGAUUGGUUUAAUUCGCCGCUCUCAGGCCUGACUUCUCAGCUCCACUCGCUGUUCUCCUCCCUCCUGAUUGGAUGCCUGUCUACCCUGACUGGUGGCAUUAAAAUGGAGCUUGACAAAAAAGUUACAAAACAGACAGUCAGUAAAAUUGAUAAAGUUUCACCCCCUCCAUCAAAACGGCCUCGCCUGGCUGACACCUGUCCCUAUGGAGCCUCGAACUUUGACCUCCUCUUGCAGCUGGACGACGAGACUCAGGUCCGAGCCAACAGGGAGGCCGUGGCCGGGGUGGAGGGGACAGACGAGGUCGGCUCUGAAUACUUCUGGGGUCUGUUGAGAGGUGGAUUUGGAGAAGCUCAGGGUAAUGUGGAAGAAGCCAUCCGCAUCAAAGAUGUCAGCACAGGUAUGCUGCUACCAGUGCUGCAUUACCUGCAUGGAUGUCGCCUCAGCAAGGACACAGAAACGACCAGGGAAAGUGAUGAAGUAGAGGGGAGAGGACAGUGUCAGAUCUUGGAUAAAUUGGUCCUUGAUGGACUGGGGAUCUAUCAAAAAGAGACAGAGGAUCACUCAACAGAAGACUUCGCUUUCCAGAAAACAGCUUUAGGCGAGAUGAUGAUCGGAGCGUGCAGGUUUUUGGUGACUGAGCUGCAGAGAGAGUUGGAGGAUCUCUGUGUGUCUUUUCUCCUGUCCUGCUCCACCAAGGCUACCAGUCGAGCUGCGUCAGCUCCCAAAGUGGACAAGGCUGCAUCUAAAAUGGUCCUAGAAUGCAUCGAGUCUGCCGAGGAGAACCUGGCUAACCGAACAUCUGAGUUAGAGUUGACUGGUGUUGAGGUGCAAACUGAAAACCUACCAGGACAGACGAAGAAAACAAACCAGACAGACAGUAAAACCUCUUGCGCUGGGGCAGUUCAAAAGGCGAGCAGAGGACUCAAUACAACUUCAGACCAUAAGACAAUCAAAAGUUCCACUCCAGUGUCCAAAUCAAGCUGUGCGUCAUUGGUGGACAAAUCACUUGAUCCAGAAGAGUUGAGGUUAAGACCAAAGAACUUGAAAAGCUCGGCACAGCGUCUGAAAUCAGCAGCUCAGGACUCGCUUUCUUCCUCAGCUGCCAGUGCACGAGGUGGACCCCUAGCUGCCCUCCUCCCCCAGGUCUACUGGUUCUCCCAGCGGUACAGCUACCCAGCACUGGGGCGGGCCUGCCUGUCUCUGCUGCUGGGCUGUCAGGACUGUCCUCGGCCCUUCUCAUUCUCCUCCCUCGCUGGUGAUUGCCUUCGCAGACUUGCCAGAGAGGCCGACUGUACAGACACUCUGAAAGAGGAUCUACUAAGUCUGGCCACAGCAGCUCUGAGCUGAGCAAGGAGGGAAAUAUUGAGUUGGUGGCAUGAACUCAGAGGGCACAGAUUACGACUGUGUGGCUUGUUGUAAGCUUCUAGAAAAGUUGCCAUUGUAUUAAUUUUAUCUGGAAAGUACAAGUGCAGGUUACAACAACGGCACGGUUACCUGAACAACCUGCUGUAUGAAUUUCUUGAGCGCUUACAGAACUGACUGUUGAUUUAUUUUCAUAAACUGGAAGCAUAAAUUUCAAUUUAGUUUUUAUGUACCUGAUAUAAACUGUAGCCCGUCCCAGCAUGACACAUGUAUUAUAAUUUACUAACGACAUUUGUAUUGUGAUUUAUUUUUUUCCCUUUUAUUUUUUUGGAGAAAAGUCUAAGAAAAUGUCCGCAGUGCAUUUGAUAAAUGUCAUUUAGCUGGAAGUACUGGAAUUAUCAGGGUUGGUCUAGAAGCCAGUUGUUUAUUUUGUACAUAGAGAUAAUAUGGAUUAGUAGAUAUACAGUGUAUAGAUUCAAACUGUCCCAUAUAAAUUUAUGCCACUGAAUAUAUUGUUGGAACAUCA
This is a messenger RNA of Sebastes umbrosus (honeycomb rockfish), 5227 nucleotides long. RefSeq names its product armadillo repeat containing 5 (gene armc5). Gene Ontology annotation, molecular function: protein binding. Gene Ontology annotation, biological process: anatomical structure morphogenesis. Bases 841 to 4686 code for a protein of 1281 amino acids. The record is from RefSeq and is a predicted model, not a curated record. Gene Ontology annotation, cellular component: cytosol. NCBI's taxonomy places the organism in Eukaryota, Metazoa, Chordata, Actinopteri, Perciformes, Sebastidae. The transcript is spliced from 7 exons.